Molecule: messenger RNA, 1712 nt
Organism: Suillus discolor
Lineage: Eukaryota; Fungi; Basidiomycota; Agaricomycetes; Boletales; Suillaceae
Exons: 8
Coding region: 178-1446 (422 amino acids)
Biological process (GO): endocytosis; negative regulation of protein kinase activity; eisosome assembly
Cellular component (GO): plasma membrane; eisosome filament
Molecular function (GO): lipid binding
Source: RefSeq, a predicted model, not a curated record
CUGAUAUCCAAUCUGUCCCGGUAUGUUAUGGGUUGACAUCGCUGGGAGGAAGAACACACCAGUCAUCCGAUCUCGGAAGGCAUUGUAUUGAAUUGCCUUGUGGGACCCAUUUUGGCACAACCUCAAAAGACCGGGUGCCGAAUAACGCCUGUCCUCGGAUCUUUUCGACCGACCACGAUGUUUAGAGGUGCAACUGUCAAGAUAGCCCACAGCUCGACGAUCCCUGUUCCUGCCCUGAUUGGAAAUGAGGAGCUCAGGCCUCUACAAGAUUUGAUUGCAGCAGAGAAGUCGGUAUUGGCUUCACUACAAAGGUUGAGCUCAGACUUUUCCAAAGCUGCUGAUGCCAUGAAGGCAUGGGCAAUUUCUGAAGGAGAUGAUCUUUCUGAUAUAUUGAGUUCAUCCAGAGCACUCCUGGCGCACUUUUCGGGGGCGCUUAACCGCUACAGCUCCAUUCAAACCAUCAUUCGAGACAACAUGAAGGCCGUGCGUACGCGUGAAGAAUCCCUUGACAUCCUUCAACGGCGCCGGCGGCGUACUGCAGCCUCUGUAGAGAGCAUCAGGAAAAAGCUCACCCGAAUGAACCAGGAGACCAAGGCAUUCCAUGCACAGAUGGACGCAUUGAACAUUUCAUGUAAAGCCAUGCGAAAUUUGGAUGCAAAAAUCGCACACGAACAAUCGACGAUCGUCGCUUUCAAACGCAAAUGCACGAAAAACUGGCUGACAUUAAAGUUUGGAGGUCUUGCAGAGUGCUGUGAGAAGGGCGUGAUUAUUGGGGAGAUAGGGAAGCGAAUGGUAGUCGAACUUUCGGAGUCACCCAAACAUCCGUAUUUGGGGCACAAGCACACGACCUCGUUACUGUCCGAGGCCCAGCAUCGCAUCGUUCAAGUCGCAUUUUCUGGGACGCCAUCCAGUCACGAGAUACACGAGGCUCCGCCCCCACCGAUUUCCCAGAUUCUGAAUUGCUUCAAAGAUCUUCCAGAAAUUCGUGACGAGCCCUUUGGCGUGAUAUCCGUCGAUUAUCUCCCUGUCAGCAACCGAUCUUCGCUUGACGAUAAUAUGAUGAUAGCUCCCGUCCAUGUCCUUUCGGAAAUUGGCCCGCCGACGACUUACACACCAGACUAUAGCUGUCAGGCAGAGUCAUCUCUCUCAUGCUCUGAGCUAUCUUCAGCUCCUUCUAGCCGCAGAAGGAUGACAGGGAAUCCUGGCAAUAGGAGGUACUCCGCCUUAGUGCGGAGUAGAUUCUUUCCAGGCUUUAGACUCGAUAGCAUCGCGGAAGGUGAUGAGCCUUUACCUUCCUCAUCUAUGUCCAGUGAUAUCGGAGACCCACGGUCAUGUCUGAACCCGAUCGGCCCGCAUAUAUCAAGUUUAGAAAUCACUUCGUCGUCGAGCGGUGGUAUUUAUGAAGAAAUAUUACCAGGGCAGUGUCCACCUUGUUCAAGUCUAUGAGUUUGUUUGAGUGAAAUGCUAUAUUCCUAAUACGUAUUAUGCUAGUAUGCAAUCUUAUCACAUGGAGAUGUAAGCAGGUCGCCACGAACGCAAUACUGGGCUAUGUACAUGACCGGGGUCAGGAACACUAUAUUGCCGGUCGUACAGUAAAGGGCUGCCCUUCUGAAAGUUGGAGUUGAUUCGGGAUCUGAGCACGUCGCCAAAACGGGACUGGUACCUAAACCUUUACUAUCUAAAUGUUACAUAAAUAGUAUCAUGUGAUUCCA